AUGACCGGGUUCUUCUCUAAAACACCUCUAGAAAGUUGGUCUCUUGAUGGUUUGAGCGAGUGGUGUGCCCUUAAUGUUACAAGCGACAAAAAAAAACUCUUGGAUUACAUGAAAAAGGCUAUUCAGGAAAUGAGUAAAAAUCCUUUCUCGGAAGAUGCCAAACUGAAGGCUGAUUUUAUUUCGCUGUGGUUCAAGAACGUCUUUGAAUUUCUGUGGCACACUUCGGGACUAUUAGUCGUCUGCGGUUUUGAACUAUUAUCCUGGAAAUUUGCUAAAAAUAAGGGCAAUUAUUUUAAAUCUUUGCAAGAUCUGAAGAAAAUAAAGGACGAGGAAACUGUUCGACUAGCGCAGAUAAAAAGCUACGAAACUAUAAAGCUUGCGGAGAUAAAGUCAAAAAAUUUGCAAGAACAUACUUCUACAGUAGUGGAUUUUCAUAAGAACAUUGCUGUUGAUCUCACUGCUGACAAUCGCAAAAGGAAAGAAAUCACUGCAUAUGAAGAUGAGGAGCUGACAUUGUCUGAGGAUGAAAAUAAAAUGUCAAAAAUAAUAAAAAUUGAUCAACAUUUUGUACAUGCCGUUACUCCAUCUUCACUUGAUACAGAUUUUGAAGUGGAACAGUAUGUGGAUAACAUAUAUUGCCAGGAACUGUCAUUGGUAGAGACUUCGUUAAAUUCGGCUAUCGGAAGACUUUCUGAAAUUAAAAGUGGUAUUGGGAGAUAUCGGAUUAUAUUUUUACCGGAGGACAAUGUUCAUAAUCCAAUUAAACGCUUAUUCACUGAUGAAGAGUGGUUUAUAAUGGAAUCGAAUUGGGAAAAGGUUGAAAAAAGGAUCGUGGAUUCACUUCCACAGAUUGAUGAAAACGUAAACUUACUUUUAGAGAAGUACGGCAAGUGUAUAAAGGAUGCCACCAUCAAAUGUUAUGUAGACUUAAAUAAAGUCGAAAGUAUCAUUUGUAAAAGCCCGUUUGAAGAUCAGCAUUUCUAUCUGUUCGAAAGAGACUAUCAUCUUCGAUGGGUACAAUCAGUAUAUAACGCUUUCAUAUUGUGUCUUCAGACACCGUUCAGCCCUCUAGAUGAUCCGGAUGCAUCUGAAUAUGCGUAUAGAAGUCGAAUUAUAAAUUAUAUUUGGGAAGGACUUUUCUUUGAUGUAAAUGCCGUAGCCAUAAUGAAGACCGGUGAAGUCGAAAAUGUAGAUCGAAAAAAACAACUGGACCUAUCAAGAAAUUUGGAUCAGCGUAGGUCGAGUCUUGGAGGUUGGUAUCAUGAUGCCGUUCUAUUCAUGAAGGUUGGAAGCAAGUUGGUUCAAGUAGCAUUUGGGGAAGUAAUCGGAAAUGCUUUCAAACGUGAUGACAAGAAAUAUAAUGAUGAUAAAGAAAAAAUGCUUAAAGCUAUGCAAAUGGCUCUUUUUAACCUUCGAAAAUCAUUACCUGAAAAGGCCCCAGGUCUCGAAGAUUUAGAAACUUUUGGAUUACUCGUAAAUAGAAAAGAAUUUUUUAUGUAUUCGAUGCAUUGGGUGGACGGGAUAUAUCUCGUUGAUCAAUUUAAUGGAUUUACGAUUCCCGAUACAUCACUGGAUCUAGAGAAUCUAUUCAAUAUAAUCCAAACAAUGAUUAAAUUUAAGGUGAUAAGUCCUACCAUUAGUUCGAUUAUUGCUUUAAAGAAGUCUUAA
Acaulospora morrowiae is the source of this 1668-nucleotide messenger RNA. NCBI's taxonomy places the organism in Eukaryota, Fungi, Glomeromycota, Glomeromycetes, Diversisporales, Acaulosporaceae. The record is from the annotation of a GenBank genome assembly.